Messenger RNA from Suillus plorans, 2856 nucleotides. RefSeq lists its product as uncharacterized. The transcript is spliced from 5 exons. The coding region runs from base 1 to 2856 and encodes 951 amino acids. The record is from RefSeq and is a predicted model, not a curated record. NCBI's taxonomy places the organism in Eukaryota, Fungi, Basidiomycota, Agaricomycetes, Boletales, Suillaceae.
AUGGAACAGGCUGACUCGGGCUGCACUGCAGCUGGACUAGAAAUACUACACGAUCACAACGGUUCCUCUGCAAGAUGCCCGAAUUGCAGACUAGAAUUCGUCUCAAAUCUCGCUGUUUUGGAUCAUCUCAAUGAUCCGGUGCAUUCUUGUUGGAGCAACGAACCCACUUACCGCUUACCAGUUCCUCCAGCUUUCCAACGAGGCGAUAGCGGCCAGGAAGAGGUAACUGGCCAGUAUCAUUCAAAAUCAGGGUACCUUUUUGGUCGGGGACACAAUAUCUUGCAGACAAUGGAGGAUCAUGAUCCUGACCAAAAGCGCCGCAGAGCAAUAAAUCCCUCAUACCCAUUCGUCGAUCAGGCUGAAUGGCAGCUAGCAGAAUUCAUCGUGCAGCGGCUGACCAAAACCGACAUUAACAAGUUUCUGAAACUAGACUGGUUUAAAACUAGUAGAUCCCGACCAUCCUUCAAGAGCGCAGAUCAACUAUUUGGCUGGAUUGAUGUAUUGCCAAGUGGCCCUCAGUGGCAAUCAACGACAUUCGAGUUUAUCGACUACACAACUGCGAGGCCAAUGGAACUCAUCUGGCGUGACGGUCUUGAAGUCGUUAAAGAUCUCUUUGCAAACCCGAUAUUUUCCAAUCACAUGAUGUACGAUCCCCACCUUGUUAUGACUGGCUCAGAGCGUGAAUACGGCGAAUUCUUCACUAGUGAGAGGGCUUUCACCAUUCAAAAUGACCUUCCAGAAGGCGCCACUAUAGUACCAAUCAUUCUUGCAUCUGACAAAACGCCCGUAACCAGGAUGACAGGAGGAUUAGAAAUGCACCCAAUAUUCCUUACGAUUGGCAAUAUUCAAUCCGAAGUUCGAAUGAAGGCCACCGCUCAUGCAUGGCGUUGUAUCGCAUUUAUCCCAAUUCCGAAGUUCGAUGCUCACGCAGACUAUCAAACGCUCCUCCAUGCCCGUCUCUUCCACAAAUGUAUGGACACGAUAUUCGCCAGAUGCAAAGUUGCCACAAAGAUUGGUGAAUACAUGGCAGAUCCCAUGGGUUAUAUCCGGCACUGUUUUACUCCGCUUGUCGCCUACACAGCCGACCUUCCUGAAGCACAGCUUGUUGCUUGUGUCUCGAAGAACGCAUCACCAGUCACGAUGGCCACUCAAAGUGACUUCGGUAGUGCUCAUAUCUAUCCCCCUCGAACAGGCCAACACACGCUCACGCUCAUCUACGACCUAUCCAAACGCAUUGAUCCAUGGAGUGUACCGCGCUUCCAAGUCGAAGCUAAAUCGUUGAUGCUUAGUGGCGUCCAUCAACCGUUUUGGAGAGAUUGGAGGUUUGCGGAUCCUGGUUAUAUGUUGCCUGGCGAACUCCUUCACACCUGUCAUAAGUUUUUUGGUGACCAUGCUCUAAAAUGGUGCAAGGAAGUUGUUGGGGAGGAGGAACUCGAUGCGCGUUACAAGGCUCACCAUAAACGAGUCGGAACACGUCAUUUUGGCUCUGGCGUCUCCCACAUCAGCCAGAUGACUUGCCGGGAACAUCGCGACAUUGAACGCACCAUGAUUGCCACUAUCGCUGGCGCGACAAAUGCAACCCCCGAUUUCGUUCAUGCUAUACGUGCCCUCACCGAGUUCUUUUAUCAGGCACAGAGCCCCGUGCACACCGACUCAUCCAUCGCUUCUAUGGUUCAGUCCCUCGACGAGUUUCAUCGCUUAAAACAAGGCAUCCUCGAUGCCGGUGCUCGGAGAGGCAAGCGUGGAACCAUCGACAACUUUCUCAUCCCAAAGUUGGAGUUGUUUCACAGCUUUGCUGGAUCUAUCAGAGCUCUCGGUGGUUUGAUACAGUACUCAGCAGACGUCAGCGAACGGCUGUUGAUUACUCACUGCAAGUUUCCAUUCGAAAGGACCAGCCGGCAAGCCAAGAGUUUUACUUUACAGGUUGUUCAAAUUCUCAAUCGCGACGAAACCAUGCAGCGUUUCAAUCUUUACACGCUCCUGCAGACGCAUGGCGCACCGCUCGUUAAUGCCAUUGCUGCUGAAGAUGAUAUCGUCGCAGAGACAGAUCCUACCUUGGCAUGGAUAGCCCGCACGCUCCCAAGUCAGCAGAAGCGCUUCCAUGGUCCACGUCCAGUCCGCAACCACUUCAUAACAGGACUUCUUUCUGCAGAAGCUACUGCUGCAUUCCAUGUCACGGUCGCACCUGAUCGAAAAUCAUUUACCGUCCCCGAUCUGCAGUACACCUACGCCCUUCCUGACUUUGCUGUGGCGCUCACUGAGUAUAUUAGUAAGUCAUCCCAGGGUGCCCCAACAACAUCGUGGACCUGUCGGGGAGGUUCGGUUAGGACGUGGAACAAGUUCCGCAUACAACUCCUCUCCAACUUCCAGUCACGAGUUGUCAUGCCAAGUCAAAUCGUCCAGUCGUAUCCGCCCUCAGAGGCAUUCCCUUUUGGGAAUUGUGACGCAGUUCUCGUACAAUUAACUGAGAGUAAUGACGUCUACAUCGCACAAGUGCGUUGCGUUUUCCAACCUACCGCCAAGAAAGGCCGUACUUUGCCUCGCUAUCUUGAAGCUGCACCUCUCUUAUACGUUCAAUACUUCCAGAUCAAAGCCACGCCUGCUGACGAGCCAAGCGUUGGGAUGUACAGGGUGAAACGAAUCUUUCAUCAGGAUGAGACAGGUCGGAUCUUCCGACCUGGCAGCAUCAUUCCACUGACGGCUGUUACUUGUGCCGUCGAGCUCGUCCCUGUGUAUGGUUCGAAGAUGAAUCGCACGAUAACUGCUGCAAACUCGUUAGAGGUCUGUGAUGAUUACUACCUGAAUAAAUUUUCAGACAAGGAGGUUUUCCAUACGAUGCACACAGAUCUAAUGUAG